This is a messenger RNA of Cucumis melo (muskmelon), 5669 nucleotides long. RefSeq names its product NADH-ubiquinone oxidoreductase chain 1. Gene Ontology annotation, cellular component: membrane. The transcript has a single exon. Gene Ontology annotation, molecular function: NADH dehydrogenase activity. Lineage: Eukaryota; Viridiplantae; Streptophyta; Magnoliopsida; Cucurbitales; Cucurbitaceae. Gene Ontology annotation, biological process: aerobic respiration. Bases 2805 to 3104 code for a protein of 99 amino acids. The record is from RefSeq and is a predicted model, not a curated record.
UUGAAUGAAAUCGAUCGUAAAUGAGAUCUACAGGCCAAGGCAAAUCUCAAGCCUAAUCACCCCACAUUUCCGGGGAUAAAGAAGGGCGAGAUAUCUCAAUCCAAGUACCAAGAUCAAUAUGGCACGCGAGAGGGUCCUUACGAGAGAUAGGGGGGAUCCACGGGUUGAAAGGAGCGAAAAGCAGCUUGACCCUUGCUUCUAGUAUUUAUGAUAGGGUUUACUUGUACUUACCUGAUUAGCGAGAUUAGCUAGACGCCACUUGGCCGACAAGCCUUUAGGAUUGAUAGCCUAUGAAAGGAGAUCAGAGGCUAGCCCCAUGGACGAGGUCAAGGCCGGUCAGAGAAAACUCAGACGCUUCUCGACGAGCCACUCUUUCAGUCUCCCUUUCUGCUGCAGGAAUUAGAGAGAGAGGGCAGAAGUAGAGGAUGCACCAUAAGCCGGUGUUUACGCUGACUUAGGCGGUAGAAGUGAGUCUUCUUCGCUUUCAUGUUCGCACAAAUAGAGCUUCUUCUUUUCAUUGUAAUCAAAAGCCUAGUUUAUCCCAUGAUUCUUCGUGAAAAGCCACUUUUCAGAUAAUAGAUGAGAGUUCUCCACUGAACCUGAUUAUACGAGAAUGAAGGAAGGGUAGUUACGAAACCCACUACGCGGUAAAUCCAGAUCAGGUCACCAGUCGUUCUCUCCCCUCUUAAGUCGAGCCAAUCUACCUGGUCCUGGAAGUCUAGUUGUCGAGUUUCUUCCUUUUAGUGACUACGCUUGAAACUCCUAAGCGCUCCUUUUCUUUUGUCUCCUUAUCAGUCGACUUUCUUCGAACGGCCCCGUGGGAGUCGAGUUCUUCCCUCCUUUUGAGUAUAUUCCACGUUUUUGGUUCUACGUAGCUUAAUUAGUCCUCUCCUCUCAGUCGAGCACCGAAAGCUCCGAAGGAGGCUGAAUGAAUAUGAGUUACCAACGAUCCCCAUUAGACUAAUUGGAUCUGGUCUAAAAGGGUAGAAAACUCCUCGAAUAUGAAUUCAGCCCACUCCGCGGUUCUAGCUUAUCUUCCAUCGGUAGCAGAAGUGGUUUCAGGAGAGGAUCUGAGAUCCGUAGUAGCCUCAUCCGUACUUCGAGUAGGGAGCUUCCAAGGAAAAUAGAGAAAAUCUCAAAGGCUGUCUCACAAGUCAUUGAAUAAAGUCAAAGCUCCUUCUCCAACCCUACUUCAAGUCAGAACCUACUAAACCUACUUACCGAAAGCGAUUCUUCUUUCGUAUUUAUUUGCUUUUCAAUAAAGGAAGAUAGGCUUUCUUUCGUAUUUAUUUGAGGUUUAGUUUAGCCAACUUGUUAAGUAAGAAAAGUGCAGGUGCACAUAUGCUUAAGAUACGCCGGAUCGGUGUGUGACCUCUGUCCGAACGUCUUUCAUUUCGCAGUCGAGCCCUCUAUAAUUCUUUGCGCCUCCGUAGCUUAAUGCGAGCCCCUUUCGCUCCUCUCCUUUCAGUCGAGCCCCUUUCGCUCCUCUCCUUUCAGUCGAGCCCCUUUCGCUCCUCUCCUUUCAGUCGAGCCCCUUUCGCUCCUCGAUCAUUCUUUGAGCCUAUUUCUUUAUGGAAAAACCUGAAUUUGUCUCCAAAGGCACAAAGAACCCCAAAACUCAGACAAAGGCAAUUCCGUACCAAGAAGAUCAGCGAAGGCGCGAGGAAGACCUUUCGCUAAGCUUUUUACCGAGCCUACGGCAGAACCUAAAAUCAGUACGAAAGCCUAUCGUCGGAUCGAUCGAUCAAAAGGCUGUUCUCCCAGAGGCAGUGGCAGCUCUUGUUCAUUAAGUCGCGGAGUAUGCCUCAUGAGAGAUCGAUCAUGGUAAGGCCAAUCGCCUGUCUUCUUUCAUUCUCGUUAAUGAGCUCUCUUUUCUUGACUUUCUGAUCGUGAAUGAGUGGACUAGAGUUCGUAUAGGUCUGACUCUUUCUCUCUAUCUUCCUCACUCUUGAUUUAUGGAUGUUCAUUGAUCUUUCUUCUUAUGAGCUUCGCGGAGUGCAAAGAAAGAGCUCCUUCUCAGUCUUAACCUACUAAAAGGGCUUAAAGGAAGACGUAGGUAGAAGGUUGAGUGCUUUUCUAUUAUCGGAAGACGAAAGGAGCUCGACUUGCUGCGUGUCUUCUUUGCUUCUCCGUCAAAACCGUCCGAACCCUUGUUUAUCCACAGGUCUCAUUAGAUAAGGACACUCAAACGAGUCCAGAGGCUCGACUGAAAGGAGAGGAGGUCUCGACUGAAUCAAUGAAUAAAGUCAAAGAAUGAUCGAAGAAUUUGAGCUUUUCAUUCCACUCAUAAUUAAGCUACUGAGGCCCAAAGAAUUUGUGGAGAAGAAUUUGAGGCGGAUAGGUUUCUUUGUUUAUUUGGUUUAUCAAGUUCUUAUCUUCUCUUUCAUACAUCUCUAUCUUCUUUUCUGUCUUCGCAGACUAUUGAAAUAGUCUUUUCAAUCAUCAAAGACCUUGAUUCUUCUGACUCAACCACAAUUUCAUGAAGGUAGCUUGCUUACUCUCAGCCGCUAGUUAGAGGGAAAUCCGUUGACUGAGUUUAUGCCCUUAUGCAGUAAAGAAAGCAAGUGAGGCGGGCUAAGCUUCCAUUCUCAGUAGAGUUUCAGAUAGAGGAUUCGAUCUUGGACCUCUCGGGAUCCGGUUCGAGAAAAGGUCCGAUCCAUUAAUAUCAUGAUUGGGUCGACCAGGCCAGAUCGUCAGUGAAUAGAAAAUCGAAAACGUACAUAGCAGUCCCAGCUGAAAUACUUGGAAUAAUUCUACCACUUCUACUAGGAGUAGCCUUUUUAGUGCUAGCUGAACGUAAAGUAAUGGCUUUUGUGCAACGUCGAAAGGGUCCUGAUGUAGUGGGAUCGUUCGGAUUGUUACAACCUCUAGCAGAUGGUUUGAAAUUGAUGAUAAAAGAACCUCUUUCACCAAGUAGUGCUAAUUUCUCCCUUUUUAGAAUGGCUCCAGUGGCUACAUUUAUGUUAAGUCUGGUCGCUCGGGCCGUUGUACCUUUUGAUUAUGGUAUUGUAUUGUCAGAUCCGAACAUAGGGCUACUUUAUUUGUUUGCCAUAUCUUCGCUAGGUGUUUAUGGAAUUAUUAUAGCGGGUUGGUCUAGUAAUUAGGGGGCGGCCGUUCGGUCGCCUAUGAUACUAGGACCAAUAGGUCAAAAAUGGGUUUGUGCCGCAGGUGUUGAACGAUCUACUCUACACAGGUGUGGGCUUACAGGGCUAGGGCUCAGAAACCCUUUCUUUCAUUCAUCAAUAGGGCCCUGGCAAGGAACCUAAAAUAAGUACGAAAGCCUAGGCUCUUAGUCGCAAAUUCUUUGACUUUAUUCAUUGAUUCAGUCUCGUCUCAAUAUUCACUAAUUAAGCUACGUAGGACGAGUCAGAAAUCCUCUCAUUGAGGACCUUUGUUUUGGAGGGGUCCGCAAAUUCUUUGCUCCUUGCCUAGGUUAAUAUGGAUUUCUUUCCUUGCACUCCUUUUCAUUGAAUUUGAAGGAUAAGGACUUUCGCUUUCAUUCAACUCCUAACCGCUCCUUUGAUCCUUAUCAGAUGAAUAUGGAUUCAAGGUCCGUCCGUAGGUUAUGAAAUAACUCGUAAUUAAGCUAGCACGGACCGGUUCAAAGAAUUUUCAAGCGAAGUCCUGAUCCCUGAACUAUUUUCAGGAGUGCAUUAUUCAAUAACUCGACUGAUAAGGAGAGGGGCGAAGCGAAUUCCUUAUCAAAGAAUGAGAGAAAUCCAUAUUCAAAUUAAUGCCACUAAAAAACUAAAAGGAGGAGGAGUAUAGUCUUCUUCCAUAUAUAUUAGUCCUCUGGAACCUCUUUGAUCCACAGAUGAAUAUGGAUAUAAACAAGUCCUUCGGCUCAAAAACAAGGGUUAGGACCAAAGAAUUUGCGAGUGGAAUUCACGAACGAAUAUGAGACUAAUUAAGCUACUCCAGAUGAGUCAUGAAAUGGAAUAUGAACCUAUUCAGUCGCUUCGAUCAUUCUUCUCAAAUUCUUUGAUCCUCCAGACCUCUUUGAUCCUAACGGAGGGCUCAAAGAAUGUGAAAAGGACUGAGGGCUCGACUGAAAGGAGUCCAAGAUUCAAGGAGGAGGCUCAAAGAAUGAUCGAGGUCCUCCGGACUUGUUCAUUCCACUAAUAUUGUCUCAUUGAUAAGGGCUAAGUCAAAGAUGGAACUAGACUAAGAUUAAGCUACUCCAGAUGAGUUUCAGAGGAAUUUGAUUUGAGAAGUGGAAGUCAUAAAAAAGAGAUCUUUCGAUUCGUACCGCUACGUGGGAUCGCUUGCUGGCCUAUAUAUAUUUCUAUUGCUAGAUCGCUGUCUUUUAACCCUCUCUUCUUCUUUGUCAACGCUACCUUGGACCUAAAGGAAAAGGCGCUACUUAGCCCUAGAUUUUGAGAAGUCAGCGGCUGAGUUAGCCUAGCCUACCCUCUCAAUGUAUUGUAUAGUAGGGUAUAGUAGGCGAGCGAGUUAGCGAAGACGCUUAGGCUAAUAGAUAAGAGAGCGUCGGUGCUACGCCUUCAUUCUACUACGCGUAGCAAAGGUUACGAAUUAGCUCGAGGUUAGGAGAGUCAAGUCAAGGGGGAAGGCCAUACCUACAUAGAAGAACCGCUGUUCGUUGACUUUCUAAGGUCUAACCUUUCGCUCCCCUACUGAAAAGGAGGAAAGCAGCUUGACUCUCUUGACUUGAAAGAGGCAGCCCACUACGCUAGAGAUCAGAAGAAAGAGAUCUGAAUUCGAUCUUUGUCUUCUUUCUUGAGAGGAGCAAAGCAGCUUCGCACUACUUAAGAUUCAAUUCAAAAGGUCCUACUUAGUUUCGUAAGCCUUUGUCAUUGUCAGUCAACUAAGUAGGGCCUGAGGCCCCCUGCGAAUCCGUAAAUCUCAGGAGCAUGCCGCAACAAAAGGAUGGUCCCCUAUGCAUUUCAUUCUUUCCGGAAGGGAAAAAGAAGUACCCCCCAUCAUGGUGAACCUCUCCUUGUGAUCGGGAUGAGGUAGAUGCCUCCCAGCCGGGGGGCGGAUCGAAUCGGAGUUUCCUUAGGUAGCCACCGACCUACAGUUAUCCUGAAACUUCCGUGCUUGGUGGAGAAGAAGCGAACAAAGGUAGGCUCGCUUCCUGUCUUGUUCUCUGCUGCGAACUGGGAUCGCUCGCCAGCUAGGUCAGAUUGGAGCAACCUUUUAUGAGAACAUAUUACCCUUAUUCGGGGACAAGGGGCGGAACGACCUCUCGAUCUACUUACAGCUGCCCAGGAAGAAUUCGUCUAGGCCUUCCCUCUUGCUCCGAUCUCCCCGUAGCCUAGGGCCUUGUCUGGGCCAAGAGCCAUAGUUAGUUGCUGUUUCCAUUUGCUUCUUUUUUUUUCUUGUUGUUGAUACCGGCAAGACCCAGCCAGAUGAUGUCUUCUGGUUGGUAGUGAGAGGACUUUGAGUACCUGCAUACCCAAAAGAAAGGGGGCGUCAAAAACAAGAAUUUGCUUUUUUUUCUUGCUCUCCCUUAGCAGCGGGGAAGGAGUCUAUCUAUCUGCCUAGCUUUGGUAGAUUUCCUCCAACGCAAUCCACAGAAAUGAAAGGAAUCCCUUCCCUUGGUGGAUAAGUCCGACGACGGAGCAGCAGUGCGGAAUUGACUUUCUCGUCUGGUGGAUCUGAUCUAUAGUUAGGGGGCAAUACAUACCAAAAGGUUCGAAGAAGGAAGG